Messenger RNA from Ananas comosus (pineapple), 1855 nucleotides. Its product is annotated as BTB/POZ domain-containing protein At5g60050. The transcript has 3 exons. The record is from RefSeq and is a predicted model, not a curated record. Lineage: Eukaryota; Viridiplantae; Streptophyta; Magnoliopsida; Poales; Bromeliaceae. Bases 1 to 1494 code for a protein of 497 amino acids. Gene Ontology annotation, molecular function: protein binding.
AUGGCCACCGCCGCCGAAACGUUCGAGAAGCUCGGCGACGGUUUCGCUUCCCUCCUCCUCCUCCUCGCCACCUCCUCCUCCCUCUCCGCCCCCCUCCUCCUCCUACUCCUACUCCCCCGCGAGCCACCCCUCCCCGAAGCGCUCCACCCUCUUCGAGAUGAUCGCGCGCGAGGAAUCCGCCGCGACGCGGCAUCCGCAUCCGCCGCCGCAGCAGCAGCAGCAGCAGCAGGGGGCGCUCGCCGGGUUCGGGAGAGGGUGGCGGCGACGGUGGCGGCGGAGGGCCCCGGCGACGUGGAGCUCUCGAUCGCCUCCGCCGACGGGGCCCGGGCCUCGCUCUCGGCGCACCGCCGCGUCCUCGAGGCGCGGAGCCGGUUCUUCGCGGCGCGGCUCGCCGGGGUCCGCGGCGCCGCGGUGGAGCUCGAGGAGUGCGCGGAUCCCGAGGCGUUCCUCGGGGUGGUGGGGAUGAUGUACUCCGCGGACGCGAGGAAGUGGCUCGCGGGGGAGCCCGUGGAGAGGGUUCUCGCACUGCUCAAGGUUUCUAUUGAUCUAAUGGUUGAUUCUGGAAUCGCGUCAUGCCUCGACUACUUGGAUUCCGUACCUUGGUCUGAGGAUGAGGAGGAACAAGUGGUAUCCCUUCUUAGUCAUCUCCCUCAUCAUAUUCCGGCAAUCGAAGUCCUACAUAGAAUUUCUAAGGAGCCUUCCGCAUCUUUUACUUCUGACGACAUUCUAAUGAGGGUUUUGGCUGCUGUCCUACAAUCGAAGGACGAGAAAGCUCGUCGAGAAAUGAAGUCCUUGUUAUCUCGGUUGCUUACCGAGGAUAAAAAACCUCACACCAACUGUGAAAAGUUUGAGCUUUUGGGAGAAGCCCUUUACCACCUCUGCCACAAAUGUCUCGAUUCUUUGUUGCUAGUACUGUCUGAGGCUGUGAGUUUAGAUAAAGCCGGACAGGAAAAGGGGCCUCUAAUGGAAAAAAUAGCUCGCGAAGCCGAUAACUUGCAGUGGCUUGUUGAGAUUCUAAUUAGUAAUAGGAUUGCCGGCGAGUUUGUCUCUCAUUGGGCUGAUCAAAAGGAGCUUGCUAAACUUCAUUCGAAGAUCCCCUGUAUGUAUAGACACGAGAUUAGCUCGAUCACUGCUCAGAUUUGUAUUGCGAUUGGUAAAGGCCACAUUUUAGUGUCCAAGGAUGUGAGGAUUUCUCUCUUAAAGACGUGGUUAGAAGCUCUUUACGAAGACUUUGGUUGGAUGAGAAGGGCUUCUAGGAGCUUUGAUAAGAAGAUGGUGGAGGAUGGGCUUUGCCAUACUAUUCUGACACUGCCGAUGGCCCAACAACAAGAAAUCUUAUUGAGAUGGUUCGAUUGUUUUCUUAACAAAAAGGAUGAUUGCCCAAACAUGCGAAGAGCUUUUGAAGUGUGGUGGAGAAGAGCAUUUGUUAGGCCAUAUGUGGGGAAUAAGGAUCAAUCUCAUUUGCAGAUUGUUGUUUGCGAUGAUCCGUUAUGAAGGUUCUUUAAUUUGUAGCUUUAAAAUGUAUGAAUUGAGUGGAAAUUCCUAGUCUUUACCUUGGCUACUUCAUGUUUAUCAAUUUGUAGAGCGGUUUUUUUUUUUUUUUCAAUUCGUUUCUCGAGUCAGUGUGAAAAUUCUGUAAGAUGCUAAAUUUCAUGUCGUUUGAAUACUGAACUUUGUCCUUCUCUUUUCCUAGAAAGUAGCAAUGGAUAUAUUGCGAGGGAAUUGAUGUGAGAAUGCACGCACCGAUCCCACAUCUCUGGCCACAAACUUGUUAUCAUUUUGUGUCGACAGCUGCAUUGUGAGAUGAUUAUUGGAAUCAAAAUUUAUGGCAACAAAGACUAGCUUUCUGCUGAAA